AUGAAAUUGUCCACAUCUCGUCGCGAUUUCGAUACCGCCAGUGCGCGCAUCGUCGCUGCCCAGUCGCCUUGCGACCGUCGCCACGCUUCUGCCCAACAAUUUCCUUGCAUCAUCUCUCCCUAUUUUGCCCGUCGCCGUCCCAGUCGGCCGUCUCGCAUCGUCCUGGCCAACUUGUGCACUGCCAUGAGCUGCGUCUAUCUGCUUGGCGCCGCUGCACGUCAACUCGGUUGUAGCCGAGUUCACCUUGUAAAGCUGGAUUUCCAUCAGGAGGACAUGUCGGACCCUCUCGCGGAUCACCCAGACCUCACUGCCCUGACUGGUUCGCCCGGCCAGAAGCGCAAGCGAGAGCCUGACAGUCCCAGCCAGCGGCACAAGCGCAUGGCGGCCCCCGCGGCCAUGAUGGCCGCUGACACGGCUGCCUUUAUCGAGAAUGCCAUUGAGGCCAGCACUGCUGCUGCCGCUAACGGCGUCAACGUAGCCGAUUUUAACGCCCUGCAGCAGGCUACCCACGGCGACCACACCGACCAGGCCAGCAACGAUGCCACCACCACAGCGCAGGCCGCCCUCGGCAUGUAUCCCACACUGCAUGUGCCUCCGUCCACUGAGGAGCAAUUUGCCGCCCAGGCUACCGAAAAUGAAGAGGACCAGCACGAUGCUCAUCCCUUUACAUCAGAAAUCCCGCAGGACAUGAUGGACCAGGUCAACCACCAGCCCCAAAACGGCGAGCAGCAGCAACAACAGCAGCAGCAGCGUCACUACUCGGCGUCGUCCCAGGGAGGUAGUGCUAAACCACCGGUGGGCUCGGACGAGUGGCACAAGCUGCGCAAGGACAACCACAAGGAGGUGGAGCGUCGCCGCCGCGAGACCAUCAACGAGGGCAUUAACGAACUAGCCAAGAUUGUCCCCGGCUGCGAGAAGAACAAGGGCUCCAUCCUGCAGCGCGCCGUCAGUUUCAUCUCGCAACUCAAGGAAAAUGAGCAGCAAAACAUUGAAAAGUGGACGCUCGAGAAGCUGCUUACGGAGCAAGCCAUUACCGAGCUGAGCCAGUCCAAUGACAAGCUCAAACAGGAGUGCGAGCGCCUCUACCGCGAGCUCGAGACGUGGAAGCGCGUCGCGCAAAACGCCGGCCUCGAGCCGCCGCAGCCGAAGGAGGAGCCGAGUGUGUCAGCCUAG
Molecule: messenger RNA, 1173 nt
Organism: Beauveria bassiana ARSEF 2860
Lineage: Eukaryota; Fungi; Ascomycota; Sordariomycetes; Hypocreales; Cordycipitaceae
Product: helix-loop-helix DNA-binding domain-containing protein
Exons: 2
Coding region: 1-1173 (390 amino acids)
Cellular component (GO): nucleus
Molecular function (GO): protein dimerization activity; DNA-binding transcription factor activity
Source: RefSeq, a predicted model, not a curated record